This is a messenger RNA of Mollisia scopiformis, 573 nucleotides long. RefSeq lists its product as uncharacterized. The transcript has a single exon. Bases 104 to 448 code for a protein of 114 amino acids. NCBI's taxonomy places the organism in Eukaryota, Fungi, Ascomycota, Leotiomycetes, Helotiales, Mollisiaceae. The record is from RefSeq and is a predicted model, not a curated record.
CAACCACAACUCACCUCCACACAUCAACUCUAGAUAUCUAUCUCCGCCUUCAUUCUCAAGACAGAUCACCAACUCAAAUCCACCUCCAAUCCUCACCACAAUAAUGGCACACAACACCCACAUCCCCUGGACCCUCCUCUCAACCCACCUAAAACUAACCCCCACCUCACGCAAACCCUCCGGGCACACAAACCUCUACCCCCGCUACCUCCCCACCCAAGCCGGCGAACUAGCCCACUUCGCAUCCAUCUUCGCCCGUACCAUCCGCACAUUCUCCUCGACCGAGCGCUCCAAACACCCAUCUCCCACCCCGAUCCCCUCCCCCUCCCCCUCCUCCCUCAUCAUCUCAGACCGCACCGCCGCGAAAAAUCGCGAAAACAGUCUCCCACUACUACCGCACCACAUCCACCAACCUCGCGUGCCGGGAAUCCGGAGGCAAGACUUGUAAAACAUCCCCCCCAACUCAAGUGGUUGCUUCUGCCCUCUGCCUAUCGAAGAUAGAAAGAUGCACAUCUGGAUCACAGAACCAAACUGCCGCCUGACCACCUGACCCCAAUUGCUGCUGCUACACCU